UACAUAUAUGAACGCCCCAUGCGUCAGUGCUGAUAUCUACGUGGAGAAUUAAUUAUAAUAUUGAUACCAACAUGUGAACAAAUUACCUUUGACCUCAUAUCCAUAUCCAUCGUGUGGGAAACGGUAAACAAAGCAGAGAACGUUGUAAUGUUAUUGUUUUGGCUGGGUGUAAAUCAAAUGAAAUGUCAACACCUUUAUGAAGCUGAUUUUUAAGGUGAAGAAUGUCGAAAAACAUCAAGAAAUUGGCAGGAAUUGUAGGUGAAAAAUCUACAAACGAAAAUGACGAGGAGCUCAAUGAAGAAAACGGUGUCUUAUUUUAUGUCAACAAAGAUGGCUUUCCCGUUUCAAACAAAACUUGGGAACGAAUGUGGGAUCAUGUCAGCAAAAAACAUCCGGAUGGAGAAACCAUGGUGAACAAAAUAAGGGAAUCAAAAGAAUUACCAAAGGUGGCUGUACCAGUAGUGCCAACUUUCCAUGAAGGUACAACUGUUUCAGAAAAAUUAAAAGCAAUACAGACUUACAUGAAGAGUCUUCAAUACAAUCACACAGGAACUCAAUUCUUUGAAAUAAAGAAGAACAGACCACUAACGGGAUUAAUGGACUCUGCCAAAGAGAUGAUUAAGGAAUCCCUGCCAAUCAAAUGUCUGGAAGCUGUGAUUCUUGCAAUAUAUUUAACAAAUUCAAUAUCUGGAUUGGAGCGUUUCCCCCUCAGUUUUAAAACUCAAUUUUCCGGUGUGAUUCACCGACAUGUUGUGCUGGGCGUCUACUACAAUGGAAGGUACGGAGCACUGGGCAUGAGCAGAAGAUCAGACCUGAUGGACAAGCCGCUUAUCUUCUCCACAUUAACAGAUUUAGUGAUGAAUUUUGAAGAAGCCUAUCGGAAUUAUUGGCAUCUAGUAAAGAAGGUCAAAAUUGGUUUACCAGUUCCACAUGACCCCCUCAGCUAUGCACCAAUAGAGUGGAAGUAUUUAUCCUUGAACAUGGUGAAAUCAUCAAGCAGUGAACUAAGGAAAGAGAUAGAGAAGCUUGCAAAAGAUAUGAAAGGCAGGUUCAAAAUGACAGCAGCUUCUUAUGGAGCACUACAACGAGAGGUGCGAAACAAUUACACGACAUCUCCAAGGAAGGAGAGCAAACCACAGAAAAAGGACCCACCAAGCACCCUGAAAAAGGAAAAUUCAAAAGAAACAAUACCACAAGAUGUUGACCCAACCCUCAUGGACAAACUUAAGUUAGCAGAUUAUGAAGUUCGAAUAUAGUAUGCUGCUGGUUACCCUGCAAAAUUGUGCAAUUCAGUUCUAUAUGCAGCAGCUGUACUACCCCUAUUGAACAAGCAUGGGUAACCCCCCCCCCCUCGCCCAUUU
Messenger RNA from Anneissia japonica, 1361 nucleotides. RefSeq names its product tubulinyl-Tyr carboxypeptidase 2-like. Gene Ontology annotation, biological process: regulation of angiogenesis. The coding region runs from base 222 to 1256 and encodes 344 amino acids. The transcript is spliced from 9 exons. Lineage: Eukaryota; Metazoa; Echinodermata; Crinoidea; Comatulida; Comatulidae. The record is from RefSeq and is a predicted model, not a curated record. Gene Ontology annotation, cellular component: cytoplasm.